Messenger RNA from Manacus vitellinus (golden-collared manakin), 1750 nucleotides. RefSeq names its product ankyrin repeat domain 66 (gene ANKRD66). The record is from RefSeq and is a predicted model, not a curated record. Lineage: Eukaryota; Metazoa; Chordata; Aves; Passeriformes; Pipridae. The transcript has 4 exons. Gene Ontology annotation, molecular function: protein binding. Bases 325 to 873 code for a protein of 182 amino acids.
CGCCGAGGUGCCGGGCUGUGCCUCCGUGUGGCAGGGACGGGAUCAUAUGUAUGGAUUCUGGAUGUCCCGGCGGUGCUGCCGAGCGUGGCGGAGUGGGGCUGCGUCGAGCACCAGGAACCCCGAGAGAAAAUUCCCCCGGAUGGGUUGCAACAUCCCGCGGAGAAGCUGUGGCUGGACGAGGAGGGGGGACCAGCUGCGGGGGAACGCUUUGCCUCAAGGUGCUGCUUGAUCUAUUAAAACAGCCCUGAGAGGAGCUGAUACAUCAGUGAACAUCCACCAAACACCUGUUGCUCAGUUACCAGGCACCUUUCUGAAGGGUGCAGCAUGACAGAGCUCCACGAAGCCGUGGCUUUGGGGGACUACGACCUGGUGGAAAAGAUUUUGAAGGCAGGACGCUGCGACCCAAACCACAAGGAUGUCGACUGGCACGACAGGACCCCACUGCACUGGGCUGCUGCCAAAGGGCGGUCGGAUCUGGUCAAGCUCCUGGUGGAUCACGGCGCCCGGCAUUGCCUGCGGAGCGACGUGGGCUGGACUCCGGCUCACUUUGCCGCCGAGUCGGGGAGGCUGAGGGUGCUCCGCACCCUCCAUUCCCUGCACGCCGCCAUGGAUGCAGCCGACCUCUUUGGCGACACUCCCAAGAGGCUUGCAGAAAUCUACGGUCACCAGGACUGCUCCAAGUUCUUGGAGAAGGCAGAGGUGGAGAGCAGAAACUACCGCACGACAGCUGCAAUGAAAGGAAUCCCCUUAGACCAGAGAGAUGAAGACUGGGAACACAAGAAAGAGGAGCUUGGGAGAAACCCACCAUGUUUUUGGGAGAACUGCACAACCUCUGCUCCAAAGAAAAAUGGGAAAAAAAAGGGGAAGCAGUAGUUUGUCCUGUCUGUUUGGUGCCUCUGAGCAUGUGAAAUGCAGAGCAAAGGCACUGGCAGAUCUCAGGUGAAUCUGCAGGGUGAAAUACACAUGAAUGGGGGAAGCAAAUGCCCACAAGGAUGUGUCCUUGAGAUAUACUGCAAACAACAUCCUUAACAGGGAAGAGGUAGAAGUGCUUCUGUCUUUCUGUGUGUCUCUAUGUAUCAGAUUUCAAAUAUCAAAAAACAGCAGAAUAUGUUUAAAUAUACCAAUACUCUAAAUCACUGGAAUGUUUAAAGUUAUUGAGAUGACCAGCAGUUACUCAUAUUGUGAGGGAGGGAAAUGGUUUUGGUCCUACCUGAAUCACAAAAGCAUCUGAGAUUGUGGUUCUCCUUGCUCUGCUGAUAUCUAUGGUCUUUCCUUGUUUUCUUCUGAUCCUGCAUCAACCAGGAGGUACUACAGGUGCCUGUGACCUCUGGUGUUGCCUCUCCCUUUUCUCAGUCGUGGGGUGUAGUUGCUUCUUCUGGCUGAAGUUGAGAUGUUGAUCUUGAACUUUCACUGGACACAUGGGUCCAACAGCCUGAAUCUCCCAUUCCUAUCCCAGCAAAAGGGAAAAUGUGCUCCUCCUUACUGCUUUCAGAGAUCUGUGACUUCCAAGAGUGUUGGAACACUGCCUUAUUUUCAGCAGUACUCCCAACUAUUUUUAUAUCUCUGCCUUUAGGAAUGCUGUGAAACUGGUCCUGAGCUGUGCCUUUGAUCAUCAACACUUCCCAUGGCAAAAGCAUUUUUAACUGUUUAACUUCUCAAUCACAGAAACUUGGAAUGUGACCCAAAGCAGUUUUCCAUACCCUGCCAGCACUGGGCAGCCCCUCCCAUUGAGCUGUGACAUGUCUUCUGG